Molecule: messenger RNA, 3023 nt
Organism: Anarrhichthys ocellatus (wolf-eel)
Lineage: Eukaryota; Metazoa; Chordata; Actinopteri; Perciformes; Anarhichadidae
Product: actin-binding LIM protein 2-like
Exons: 5
Coding region: 1948-2571 (207 amino acids)
Biological process (GO): lamellipodium assembly
Cellular component (GO): actin cytoskeleton
Molecular function (GO): actin filament binding
Source: RefSeq, a predicted model, not a curated record
ACCAGCCUUCUGAUCAUGACUCUGAUAUUAAACUCUGCCUGUUGUAUCUGGAGGUUUGCAAUAAAGCCAAAGAUCCCUGGAAUCUGGUGUGUUGCAUUUGGGUCCAUAUACAACCCGUUACAAAGCUACUUAGAUUUUGGCGAUGAAUCCCUAAGGCGAAGUCUUGCUACUCCCUGGAUAUUAAUUAGAUAUCAGCUCAGCUCAAUGGUGAGAUUUAAAGCCAGUCUCCAAAUACCUGCAAGCACACAGCGGCUCAAUAUGAAGUCACCUUGAACAUAAAUCUGAUUUCUCGACACAGUAGAACUGCAUAUAGCUGUACUGUAGAUACAUGUGUAAUGAUGUCUAUAGAGACAGGCAGAUAAGGUAGGAGGUUGGAUGAUUAUGCAAUCAGUUCUCCAUGGGUACUGUUCAUUUCAAGCUGCAGUUGCACGAACAAUAUCAUUGCUUUUAGAUUGAGGUGUAUUGAAAAGUAGUGAAAAAUUGUUUUUGCGUAGCUUCAAUACAACUAGCCACCUUUUUAAUUUCCUGUAGCUCAUAGUUUCUCUGAGGGACAGCUGUCCUCAUCUAGUCCCAAACCUUUGAAAUACUGAGACAGAUUGUGAUGUGACACACCAUCGCAGAGUUACUGAAGACAGUGUAAAUGUAUUUUUCUAUGAUAGUUAUUCUUGACCCUGAAUGUGAACUUAGUGGUACAUCAUUAAUUAUAUUUCACCCUUGUGCUAUACAUUCACGGUCACUGUCAGCUCCACUAAAUUCAAACUCGGUCUGCCAGAAGUUGUAGGUUGGCAGUUUGGGUGGUUUGAUAAAUUGAGUCGAUACCACACAAAAAGAGCGGACCUAUACUUCCUCAUGUCCUGUGCUUUCUACACUGUACAUUCCUUAUCCUAUGAAAUCAUUCACCCAGCAGAAAGUACAUGUAGCUCUUCUCUCAUUUUAUACCUGCAUGAAUUGAUUAUUUUGACACUUGCAGGCAGACUAAUUACAAAUGAAAAAUGUGACCUCUUACAAAGAUAAAGAGGAGCUGCAGAGAUGGUGAUAAUUCCCUGUGGGUUGGUCACUGAGAGUGACAACCUUUUACAUAUUAUCUAAUCCAGGUAGCAAGUGGCUCCAAAGUUGACCUCUAUUUAGUUAGAAGCGUAUCAGGCCAAUACGUUCAGACUCGGAGACAAGACUUUUAAAUGACUUAUGUAAAUUUGUUUGUGUAGCUUGAGGAGGCUCUCGCUGCUUGCCCUGAUAUAUGAUGUUUUGAGUUGUUUCCCAAAUCUCUCCAAAAGCAGUAGUGCCUGCAAAGUUAGCAUUAGCAGUAGUCAGAGUUAUGAGAAUAAGCAAAACCCAGGUUUUAAAAUACUAAAUUUACCUUUUGUAAAUGGCAUUUGGUAUUUUCUUCUUUCAAAAAAAUGCUUUAGGAGUCGAACUCUCCAGCUCUACAGACACAUCCUUUUUUUUUUCAUGAAUGACUGAUGUAAUAUUUACUCAUACUAAUUAGAUACACUGUUAAAAUAAUGAUGUCCCCUGAUAAAGUUUUACACCAAACACAUUUUAAACAUACUGAACCCUCGUCUGGUUAUCACGGGGAUGUCAAAGUUGAGUUUGGUGUGGACUGAGGAGACUGGGACACGCCCAGCGAUAAACUACCAGGAGGAGGUGUCAUUCUCUUUGAGCUGCACAUGCUUCUAUUUAUAACAGAUAGCUGCAAGAGCGAGAGAGAGGGAGGGAGAUGGAGAGAGCGAGAGAGACAUUGGGAGUCAUAUGAACUACAGCUCAUUCCAGAGAUAGUGGCGGACAGAGCGCUCACUCUGUGCUCCCGUCUAUUAUUACACCAGAGCUGCAGAGCAUGUGGAAGAUGUGUUGCAACACCAUCAGAGGACUCUGAACAGAUUUUCGGGUUAUUGUCUAUCAUUGAAGGACAUAACUAAAUAUCAUAUUUGGGAAAACAGCAGAUUGACAAUGCCAGAGGAGAAAGUGUUUCAGCAGCAGGCUGUCCACAGCCCUCUGGAGCAGCAGAAGCAGAAACAAAAGCAAGGAGGAGGAGGAGGAGGAGGAGGAGGACCUAUCCCCUGUCAGAACUGUGGUAAGCCGUGCAAAGGAGAGGCACUCCGGGUCCAGAACAAACACUUCCACAUCAAGUGCUUCGCCUGUAAAGUAUGUGGUUGUGAACUGGCCCAGGGAGGAUUCUUCGUGCGGCAGGGAGAAUAUAUCUGCACUCUGGACUACCAGCGAAUGUAUGGGACUCGCUGCUUCAGCUGCCAGGACUUCAUUGAAGGGGAGGUGGUGUCCGCCCUGGGAAAGACUUACCACCCCCGCUGCUUCGUCUGCGCCUCCUGCAAACAGCCGUUCCCGGCCGGUGACCGAGUGACAUUUAAUGGGAAGGAGUGCAUCUGCCAAAAGUGUACACAGCCUCUCGCUGCCAACAGCCCUGCACCGAUACAGGCUGUCCACAACUGCUGUGGCUGUGGCAAGGAGUUUAAGAAUGAACAGUCUCUUGUAGCACUGGAAAAGCACUGGCACCUGGGCUGCUUCAAAUGUAAAGUCUGCAACAAGGUGCUCAAUGCCGAGUACAUCAGCAAGUAAGUCAGUCUGGCUGCUGUAAACAGUGCUAUAACUACUUCAUUAACAAUAUUACCUCUAUGCAAAGGGAUCCUGUAUGUUAAGCCGAUAUCAGAUGGUUAGUAUUGGAUGUCACAAUACUUACUAUCACCCAACGAUAUUUUUAUUUGGUCACAAAAAUGUCAUCUUUGCUCAAGACUGAUAGGAGGCGCCAGAGCUGAGAUUCAAUGUAAAAACACAAUAUAGAUAUAUAUGGAUUACAGAUACUAGAACCCAAAAGCACAACUCGGAGACAAGAUUCAGGUAUAGAUUUCUUUACUUGGUAAAGGCAGGGUCAACACCGGGAGGUCAGUCCAAAAGGCAAACAAAUCCAACAAGGGACAGGCAAAAAGCCAAGGUCGAGAAAACAGGCAGACCAGAAUAGAUAUCUAUCUAUAUAUAUAUAUAUACACACAGUUGUGUGAAAAAGUGUUUGC